Messenger RNA from Schistosoma turkestanicum, 1073 nucleotides. Lineage: Eukaryota; Metazoa; Platyhelminthes; Trematoda; Strigeidida; Schistosomatidae. The record is from the annotation of a GenBank genome assembly.
AAAAUAUAUUCUUUAAAUGCACGGACUUACACCUCUCUGCUUUGUGGCGGGUUUCUGAUCGUAACAAAAUAAUAAAAAGCGGGCUCGGUUAAGUCGAUUCGUUUAUGCUAGCUAGUAAAAAAGACAUUCGACCUGACCUCCUCAUCCGAUCAUCAGACUUUGGAUAAAUAAAUUCGUGUUGGUCGGUUGUUCGUGAUGCAAGGAAGUGAAGCACAAUCUGCAUCUAUUCCAGUUGAUGUUGCACAAGAAUAUGUGUCAAAGCUACUUGGCUUCGCACCUCUUCAACUUUCAGAUGACUUGUACAAUGUGAUCAUUACUCAGUUGGAACAAAUGAUAAAUGAAUUCAGCGAGAAGUUGUUAGAUAAAUUUGAAUCAAAAUUUACAACAGCGAAAAUUCAGUCACUCACGUACUACUUAAAAGAAAAACUCGAAAACCGUCUUUUAGAUAUGUUCGAUUCUUUCGAUAUAUUUUUGGUCAGUAAAGUACUGUACCUGAAUCCCUCAGUAGUUCUGAAAGAUGAUGAACUUCAAUUAGCUUACUCUAAAAGUCGUGAAAAAGCUAUUGACGAUCGUAUUGUUACUUAUACAAAUAGAAUUGCAGUACUGAAAACAUGCCUAACAAAAAUUGAACAAGAAACAGCUAAAAUUAAUUCAAUUGUAGAUAACAUAAAGAAUAUGAAGAAUCAUAUCAACCAAACGUUGGAAAAUGCUUAUGGUGUUAAAUCAGUCGACGAUCUAUGCCUUUCAAUACAUGAACGGAACAAUUCAAUACGCCGACUGUAUACGGCUUUGACCAACAUGAAUAUAUCCAGUCAUAAUGUUUCAUCAAUUUGUUCACCUUUAAAGAAAAGAAAAAAAUAUAACAGCAAAUAAUUUCCGCCCUAGAAAUUUCCUUGAAAAGGGAUGUGUAUGUGAUUCACCGGAUAUAAAUAUAUGUAUAUAACUGUUGUACAGUAUUAUAUAGUUUUUAACAUGUAAUGUAUCAAUCCAGUGUAUCUAUUGUUUUUAUAUUCCUUGUAUUUUAUUCAAAGAAUUAACAUUAUAUAUUCAAGAUUUUUUAAUAAUUACAAUUC